Molecule: messenger RNA, 1541 nt
Organism: Botrytis cinerea B05.10
Lineage: Eukaryota; Fungi; Ascomycota; Leotiomycetes; Helotiales; Sclerotiniaceae
Exons: 2
Coding region: 330-1193 (287 amino acids)
Source: RefSeq, a predicted model, not a curated record
GACCCCCAAAUUACGGAUGGGCGCUUACACUGCAUUGAUUCCUAAGUUUAACUCAACUGUUGUUAGUAUUGUCAGCACAGUAUGACUGCUGUCGAGAUGCUUCGCGCGAACAUUUAUGCAAGGUGUGCCACACAAAUUUUCUUCCCUGUUACAUGUUUUCUUUUGUACCGCAGCAACCUCUGAGCAUCCAUUUCGUCUUCUCCCGCUACUACACCAGAGGCUAUUUCCAUCUUUUCUUCUGUUUCCUUGUCUCUCAAGUCAAAAAUCUAUCACACAAACGACAGUAAUCUUCAACACAUUUUUUGGAUCAAAUUGUGCUAGGAAUUCCUAUGAUUUGGUUAUCGUUCUUUGUUUUCCUUGCCUGCUCGUUUACAAGCGAUGCUGUCACCGUCAAUAACUUUAUCUUUCCGAAUAACCAGACCAAUCCUCCUAAAUACGAGGGGUCCUUUGAGAUUGGUACCGAGCUCACCGUUCAGUGGCAGUCCAUAUGGAAGAAUAACACUUUGGUUCUUUGGCAAAGCGGGACGCCACAGUUCCAGUAUCUUCCAAACUCGAGAGACAUGAUAGGUUUUACACAAUUCAUAUGGAAAGUUGAUCUGAGUGGUGCCAAUGGCAAUCCCAAAUUCGACCUGAACGCCGGGAAUGCGUUCUUUUUCGGCAUCUUCAACAGCGGCACAACCGACCUUUUCGAAAGUCAGUUUGUCAAUAUUACCGGGAAAAAUGUCAUCGUAUCUACAACUUCCUCAUCUGCUUCUACAACCUCCGUGAGUAGUGCAGCCAGUACCGACCCCACGACUUCCACCAAUGCCUCAAGCGCUGCCCUUAGUAGUACGACAGAUCAGCCCUCAAGCACCUCGACAAGUUCUUCGAGUUCCGUAACGCCAACAGCCUCUUCUGCACCAGUCAGCAUACAAUCUUCGGGCGAGCUAAGUGUAGGUGCCAAGGCAGGAAUUGGUAUUGGUUCUGUAAUUGCAUUUUUUUCUAUUGUCGGCGCAGCUUUUGCUUUAGGACGCUUCUUUCGUCGGCCGAACGCUCCACACACCCAUCCAGAGAGUGCGACCAUCGGCCAUUCAAGUUUCGCCCCUUCUACGACCACUGCAGUGACCUCGGGGUCUCAACAGUGGUAUCCCCUGGUGGAAGCACCACGCGAUUCAGAAAUCCAGAAACCAGAGAACAGGAUCUACGAGAUAUGAGAUAUGAGAUUUAAUACACUAUUGCCCUUUAACAUCCACCAUCAACCGGACCAUUUCUCUCUGUGCAUCGGAGCCAUCCGGUUAUCACUAGUUAGUCCGAUUUUCAUUUAGGAGGAUCAUAAUAGACACAAUCUGUGCUCUAGCUCUUCAUAAUGUAUUUAAAAAUUCUUUGCGUGUCUGUUGUUCUCUCUUGUAAUUAUAAGUGGCUUUUAGUUUGAAGCGGGAUUCUACAAUCACUAGCCACGUUGAGGUAGCCAGGGAGCAGCAGACACGAGUUUAUUUAUUAUUAUUUGACACGUCAAUGAUUUUUUUCCCAUAAUCAUGAUUCCACAUUUUCGGGGCUACUCA